UUAUUCGCACGUCGAAGUGCAACUACAAAUAAAUAAUUCGUAUAAGUGCCGUACUUGAAUUCCGUUAAUCUGUCUACCCCGUUCUGAUACGGGUAAUCUAAUCUGUGCAGCAGUAGUGAGUGUUCCGGUUAAGUUGUUUGUUGCCGAUUGUUGCGCUGCUGUACACUUUGUUGUCACGGGCGCGCUUUCAUCGGUGGCGAUGUUUCAAACCAACCAAGUGAUAUUUUUAUGAUCGUUGCCAUUUACACACUACACAUAGGUACCGAACAGGGCUGUAUUGCGGAUUGAUCGUGUGGAAUGUACUACAAUGAGAUGAGAUGCAAAGGGAAGUGAUUACGGUGGAGUGUAUCAUUCACCCACAGAUAGGAACAGUAUAGAAGAGUACAAUCGAACGAUUCUAUUAUCGUUCAGACGGGCGUACACGGUAGGAGGAAUAGAACAAGUAGGAAGUAUAGAACAACAGAACAACAUCUUGUUCGUACGAUUUCGCCACGAGAGAACAAAUCCUGAAAGUGAAUAUUGGCCAGUCGACAAUAACUGAUAAGAGGCGCCCCGUACAUUGCGAUCCAGCACGCUAGAGCGAGACGCCACAUACUUUCACAAAUCGAAUAUGCAUUACGACGGCGCGCGACGUGUUUGCGCACAGUCAGUGUACCCCCGGAACCCGCCCGUCGAUCUGCCCUUGCUUAAGUGAGCUGCUCCCUUUGGCUCGUUGACAAACGGGUCUUAUUUGCCGCUUGUCGCUAUUGCCCACGUUCUUGUAAACCGGUUAGAACAGGCUCAUCUUUCGAAGCAGACAGAUAGAGUGCCGUCUUGUAGCGGAGGUCGAGACGAGUGGUUCCCGGGUUAAUUUGCGGAGCGUAACGGCAAUUUUGUUGCCACCGCUGUCCACAUUCAAGAACUGUCCGGCGCGAGAUACAGUCGAUUACAAACGAAACAGUCCGCUCGUGUGCACGCAGGGAACUAGUGAAGGUCAAUACAGGGGGUGCUAAGGUGAUUUCGAUUGAAGCACAACAACCAUCCGCCGGUGAAAAUAAUGGUAAUCAACUUUGGGGCAGGUCCAGCGAAGUUGCCUCGCGAGGUGUUGGUGGAAGUACAGAAAGACCUUGUCGAGUAUGGAACUAGUGGUAUGAGUGUGAUGGAAAUGUCCCAUCGCGGAAACACCUAUGUUGCCCUGCAUGACAACACAUUGGCUCUGGUUAAGGAACUGCUUGAUGUGCCGGAUAACUAUAAAAUCCUGUUGAUGCAAGGAGGAGGAACGGGACUGUUUGCUGCCGUUGCGAUGAAUCUUAUCGGUAAAACGGGAAAGGCGGACUACCUUGUUACGGGAAGCUGGUCUUCGAUGGCCGCCAAAGAAGCGGCACGGUACGGAACGGUUAAUUGGGUUGUGCCCAAGCAGGAUAAGUAUACCGGCAUUGCGGAUCCGACUCAAUGGAAGCUUGACCCGGAAGCCUCGUACGUGUAUUACUGUGACAAUGAAACAAUUGGUGGAAUCGAAUUUGACUCGGUGCCAGAAACCAACGGCGUGCCGUUGGUGGUGGAUAUGUCUUCAAACAUGAUGUCUCGACGAAUUGAUAUUAAGAAAUUUGGCGUUAUCUUUGCCUGUGCGCAGAAGAACAUCGGCCCAUCCGGUAUUACAUUAGUGAUAGUGCGCGAAGAUCUGAUUGGGCACGCAAUGCCAAUUACUCCGACAAUUUUUGAUUUUAGUGUCAUCGCUAAAGCCAAUUCAAUUAGCAACACGCCGCCAACGUUUAUCAUCUAUGUGAUGGGACGGGUGUUUGCUUGGAUCAAGCGCAACGGUGGCGUUGAUGAGAUGUACCGCCAGUCAAUGGUUAAGUCGCAGUUAAUAUACGAUGUGGUUGCGAAAUCUAACGGAUUUUACUUCUGCCCGGUGGAAGCAAAGGUGCGCAGCCGAAUGAACGUGCCAUUUCGCGUCGGAGGUCCGAAUGGAGACGAAGAGCUCGAGAAACAAUUCUUAAAAGGCGCAGAAACCCUCGGCAUGCAACAGCUGAAGGGUCACCGUUCGGUCGGUGGGAUUCGUGCCUCCCUGUACAAUGCGGUUACGGUCGAGGAAACGACGGCCUUGCAACAGUACAUGCUGGAAUUUUUGAAGAAGCAUCAAAAAUCUUAAAAACCUAGUGGUCAGUUUAUUGCCGUAUACCAUCGGGCGGCACGCAGUUUACUUGCUAAGUAGUAAAAUAUACAUUUAAUUGACAUUCUCCUGCCGAAAUAUAUCAUCCAGAAUGGAUUCUAACGAUUCGUUCGUUCCCUUUA
Molecule: messenger RNA, 2274 nt
Organism: Anopheles gambiae (African malaria mosquito)
Lineage: Eukaryota; Metazoa; Arthropoda; Insecta; Diptera; Culicidae
Product: probable phosphoserine aminotransferase
Exons: 4
Coding region: 1037-2131 (364 amino acids)
Biological process (GO): L-serine biosynthetic process
Cellular component (GO): cytoplasm
Molecular function (GO): pyridoxal phosphate binding; O-phospho-L-serine:2-oxoglutarate transaminase activity
Source: RefSeq, a predicted model, not a curated record